Molecule: messenger RNA, 912 nt
Organism: Acanthocheilonema viteae
Lineage: Eukaryota; Metazoa; Nematoda; Chromadorea; Rhabditida; Onchocercidae
Source: the annotation of a GenBank genome assembly
AUGGGGUUCGUGAAGGUAGUCAAGAAUAAGGCAUAUUUCAAACGUUAUCAGGUGAAACUUAAGCGCAGACGUGAGGGUAAGACAGAUUAUUAUGCAAGGAAACGUCUAACUGUGCAGGAUAAAAAUAAGUAUAAUACUCCAAAGUAUCGUCUUAUCGUACGUUUCACCAACAGAGAUGUCAUCGCUCAAGUGAGUCAAGCUACUUUAUUGCAAAUAGCAUAUUCUCGAAUUGAAGGUGAUGUAGUGGUAUGUGCUGCUUACUCACACGAAUUGCCGCGUUAUGGAAUUAAGGUGGGCUUAACCAACUAUGCAUCGGCUUAUGCUACUGGUUUAUUGCUUGCUCGGCGUCAUUUGCUUAACAUCGGUUUAGCAGAAACGUACAAAGGUCUGGAAGAAGCGAAUGGUGACGAUUACAAUGUUGAAAAAGAAGGUGAACGAGCACCUUUUCGGGCAGUCCUCGAUGUUGGUUUAGCACGCACUGUUACAGGCGCUAAGGUUUUCGCUGUCAUGAAGGGUGUUGCUGACGGCGGUAUUGAUGUUCCGCAUAGUGAAACACGUUUUUUCGGUUAUAAUUCGGAAACCAAAUAUAAUGCUGAAGCGCAUCGUGAUAGAAUACUUGGAAAACACGUUGCCGAUUAUAUGACGCUAUUGAAGGAGCAAGAUGAAGAGGCAUACAAGCGACAUUUUUCGCGUUUCAUUGCUGCUAACAUCAGUGCAGAUGAUAUUAUGGAUAUGUAUAAAAAGGCACAUGAAGCUAUCCGUAAGAAUCCAGCACGGGAAAUUAAGGAGCCGAAGGAGAUCACAAAGAAACGCUGGACGGCGAAGAAGGCAUCGCUAGCAGUACGCAAGAAUCGUGUUAAAAACAAGAAAGCAUAUCUUAAAAUGCUGAAAGCACAGCAAGAGGCACAGUAA